Messenger RNA from Coccomyxa subellipsoidea C-169, 579 nucleotides. RefSeq lists its product as hypothetical. Lineage: Eukaryota; Viridiplantae; Chlorophyta; Trebouxiophyceae; Coccomyxaceae. The record is from RefSeq and is a predicted model, not a curated record. Bases 1 to 579 code for a protein of 192 amino acids. The transcript is spliced from 6 exons.
AUGCAGCUUCUGGGCGCGUGCUUGCUUCUUAUUUCGGUGGUGCACGCGGCAGGGCAGAAGACAGCCCAUACGCACUUUGCACUGAACAUCACGGCGGCCGUGGACAAAAACAUUGUGAAAGAGGCGGGUGAUACAGGUCUCAAUGGGACAGAUGGAAUCAAGGGCCUCAAUGGGACAGAUGGACCCACAGGGCCGACAGGAGCAACUGGUGUCAAAGGAGACACCGGCGCGACUGGUUUCACUGGAGAAAUUGGCGCCACCGGAGAAACUGGCACCACUGGAGCUACUGGCGCCACUGGAGCAACUGGCGCCACUGGAGCAACUGGAAGCACCGGAGCCACUGGCGCCACAGGCACCACCGGCUGUGAUGGCUUUGUGCCAGUCACUGUGAAUUUUGACUUUUAUGAGAAUGGAAGUCCAUUGGACACUGGUUCUGGAGAUCUUGGAGUGGACGUUGGAGACCCAACUCUGUUCCCCAACGGCUUCUUUGGAUUGACCUUCCCUACUCAGUUUUACGCAUCCAAAAAUGGCAAUUUGAUCACCAGUGGACUGCCCCUGUUUGGUGUGUGCUUCGAUUAA